UUACCUAGUGACUGUGGAUAAUAAAAACUUGGAGAAUGGAUUGCAGCGUCCUUGUGAAGAUCAAGAAGAUUGGAGGAAGUGUGAAAUUUAUGCAUUUACAUAGUAUUGUGUACCUGGAGGAGCACUAGGUAUAUAACCAGUUGCAUCCGAUCUAGCAGGGAUAAUGUGUGUGUGUUUGGAGAGGUCUCUGUGUUGUGCCUCCAUAUCUAUCUGAGAGAAUAGAACUUCUGAACCUGACAGCGGAGAAUGGCUCAAGCAUCCGUGACUCUAAACGGAGGGGUGAACCUUCAAGCAGAGGAGUCUGAUUCAGCAACUGAUACCUCAACAUCCGAAACCUCGUCUGAUACUGACUCCUCAUCUGUGCUUUCAGAGGCAGUACCAGAUCUGUGGGGCGAAUUGGACCAAUAUUUCCAAGAAGGGUUAUCGCCAUCAUCACAGCCACAGGAUGACGCAACGGGGCAUACCUCAGACGGUCAAAACAUUAUACAUUCUUUAGAAGCUGCCCAGUUAACCGGAAGAGAUCCAGCUGAUGUGAUACCGCAUCAGAAUUUUGAAGAUCAACCGCCAUUUCACCGGGAGUCCGUCUCACCCGCUAAUCAACCGCUGAUGACCGCGGAGAGGCCUCAACCAGCGGACAGGGAUCCAGGAUUCUCAUCGGGUCGCAACCGCAGGAGAACCAGUUCUGAGAUUCCUUACCCGAGAUCCCGCGGGGCUUCCAGCGAAGGAUUUCCAUCGGCAUGUUCAAACAGACCCAGGUCCAGACCAUCCAGGUGUCAUCGCUGCUGCGGAGCUACACACCAGCAAUUGGAGCUGAUGUCUAGAGCCUUUUGGCUCCUCUGUCAGAAGUUAGGUGUACAAAGUGACAAUUUGUAA
Messenger RNA from Siniperca chuatsi (mandarin fish), 873 nucleotides. RefSeq lists its product as uncharacterized. The record is from RefSeq and is a predicted model, not a curated record. NCBI's taxonomy places the organism in Eukaryota, Metazoa, Chordata, Actinopteri, Centrarchiformes, Sinipercidae. The transcript is spliced from 5 exons. Bases 247 to 873 code for a protein of 208 amino acids.